GUACGAUCCGUCACGCCCUUUUAACGUCUUGACAAAGUUUAACUCUGCCUGACUGCGAUAAUAAUCGCCAUUGAACAGGUUGAAACAUAGGUCCAUCACUAUACAUAGCGGUCCUUACCUAAAUCCUCAUCUGAUACAUAAUCUAACUGUUUGUCUUGAUUUGCCGCCACUUCCAUCCAUCAUCAUGUCUGGCAAAUGGUAUCUCCCCACACCAAUUGUGGUUGUCAGAAACAUAAUUUUGUUGAUAUUCUUCUUAUUUGGAUGUGUUUCCAUCGUAUGGACACAGCGAGUGUUCCUCUUUAUUUUGAAAGACCGUCCCAAGUACAGACAUAGUAUGAUCAAUCUCACCAAGAGGCAUUUCCUUCAACUCUUUACGUUUGUGAUAUCAAUAUUGAAUUCUACCACGAUAUCUAUCACCUACGAUCCUUCCAAGUUACCACUUGAGAAUUCUUUCAGCCAAUUGCCCGGUAAUUUGAUUUCCACCUCGUUGUCACCCAACUCGGUGAUGAUCUCCAACCACCAAAUAUACACAGAUUGGUUCUAUUUGUGGUUUUUAAAUUAUACGUCCAGGCUCUCUGAAUUUGUGUACAUCAUUAUGAAGGACAUGUCAAAAACGCCCAUCUUGGGUUACGGAAUGACCAACUUCAACUUCAUGUUUUUAUCCAGAAAAUGGGACGAAGAUAAAAUCAAGCUCACCAGUCAGCUACUCGAAGUGGAUGCUAAUGCUCGAGGCUCGGGGCCUGCUUCAGGUGUUAGACAUGUGACAUCGUUUCGAGCUACAACUAGUGUUAGCGAUGUUCAGUCGUGGCCUAAGGAGAAGGUAAGUGAUGACAUAUCUCCUUAUCAAAUACUAUUGUUCCCAGAAGGCACAGUUCCUUCACUAAGAACAACCAAGAAAUCAAGAGAGUUUUGUGAUGCUAACAACUUGCCCCCUUUAAAACAUGUGUUGCUUCCCCGAAUCAGAGGGUUAUUCUUGGUAUUGCGCAAGUUAAGAGGAACCGUGGAAGUGGUGUACGAUAUAACCACUGCUUAUGGGGGAUUGAAGGCGGGUGAAUUUGGUGAAGAUAUCUUCACGUUAAAGGGAUUGUUCUUGUUGAGUAGGGGACCUGAAAAAAUCAAUUACCAUUUCCGAAGCUUUAGAAUUGAAGAUAUACCUUUGGGUGAUGAUGAUGUUGCCGAUGUCGACCUAGUGGACGAGGAGACUUUAAAGAAGUUUGAGAACUGGCUCUUCCAAAUCUGGUAUGAAAAAGAUGCCCUUAUGGAUAGUUUUUACAAGCAUGGGUCUUUUGUGUCUCCAAAUAGUUCGUCUAACAAUACGGUAGAGAAGGUCUCCCAACAUACUGUCGAAGGAGGAGUGAAAUUGAGAAGUGUCUUGGAAAUUAUCCCCGUAUUUGGCACUGCUGGAGCCACCGUUUUGCUCUUGGUGGGGUUAUAUCGUUUAUUAAGAUUUUUUUUCUAGAUUUUUUAUUAGUAUGAAUAUAUGAGCCUAUGCAUUU
This is a messenger RNA of Yamadazyma tenuis ATCC 10573, 1496 nucleotides long. RefSeq names its product putative acyltransferase. Gene Ontology annotation, cellular component: endoplasmic reticulum; endomembrane system. Gene Ontology annotation, molecular function: acyltransferase activity. NCBI's taxonomy places the organism in Eukaryota, Fungi, Ascomycota, Pichiomycetes, Serinales, Debaryomycetaceae. The record is from RefSeq and is a predicted model, not a curated record. Gene Ontology annotation, biological process: phosphatidylinositol acyl-chain remodeling.